GAGCAGUACGUUUUCAUGUUUGUCAGUUGGUAACUUCACUUUGAGGUUACCAUUUGUAAUGGUUUUAAAUAAAGAAAAUAACCGUAGAAUCUAAACGAGGAUAAUUACAACAAACUGUGUUAAAGUGCAAAUAUGGAAGCACUUAUUCCUGUGAUUAACAAAUUGCAAGACGUUUUUAAUACAGUAGGGUCAGACGCCAUUCAACUGCCUCAAAUUAUUGUACUAGGAACGCAGAGCUCCGGUAAAAGUUCGGUAAUCGAAAGCAUUGUCGGACGAUCAUUCCUACCGAGAGGUACUGGGAUUGUAACUAGAAGACCUCUCAUCUUGCAACUCAUAUAUUGUCCUAAAGAUGACAAAGAACAUAGAUCUGCUUUGGACGCUACAGUCGACAUUGAGGAAUGGGGUACUUUUCUGCAUGCCAAAGGAAAAAUAUUCAAAAACUUCACCGAAAUAUGCAAAGAAAUUGAAAACGAAACUGAUCGUAUUGCCGGUAUAAAUAAAGGCGUAUGUCCGGAACCUAUUAAUUUAAAAAUCUACUCUACCAAAGUGGUUAACCUCACAUUAGUUGAUCUACCGGGCAUUACAAAGGUUCCCGUUGGUGAUCAGCCAGAGGAUAUCGAACAACAAAUUAGGGAAUUAGUUCUAAAAUAUAUAGCAAAUCCAAAUUCAAUAAUUUUAGCAGUUGUCACUGCUAACACUGACAUGGCUACAUCUGAGAGCUUGAAGAUUGCCAAAGACGUUGAUCCUGAUGGUCGAAGAACUUUAGCUGUAGUCACUAAACUAGAUCUCAUGGAUGCGGGUACUGACGCGAUUGACAUUUUGUGUGGUCGUGUGAUACCAGUAAAACUGGGGAUAAUUGGAGUCGUAAACCGAUCUCAACAGGAUAUUAUGAAUCACAAAACUAUCAAAGAUGCUCUUAAGGAUGAAGCAUCUUAUCUGCAAAGCAAAUAUCCUACUUUGGCAACAAGAAAUGGCACACCAUACUUGGCAAAAACUUUAAAUCGCCUACUAAUGCACCACAUUCGGGAUUGCCUGCCAGAUUUAAAGACGAGAGUUAACCUCAUGAUGUCGCAAUUUCAAUCUUUACUGUAUUCAUACGGGGAGGAUAUUUCCGAUAAAAGUAAAACCUUAUUACAAAUUAUAACCAAAUUUGCUUCCGCGUAUUGUGCGACAAUCGAAGGCACUGCACGCAAUAUAGAAACCACGGAGUUGUGCGGGGGCGCCAGAAUCUGUUACAUUUUUCACGAGACAUUCGGACGAACUUUAGACUCUAUUCAUCCAUUGGCUGGAUUAACACGCAUGGAUAUUUUAACCGCCAUUAGAAACGCUAACGGGCCACGACCCGCACUUUUUGUACCCGAAGUUUCUUUCGAGUUGUUAGUAAAGAGGCAAAUACGUAGAUUGGAAGAACCAUCUUUGCGUUGUGUGGAAUUGAUACACGAAGAAAUGCAACGCAUAAUACAGCAUUGCGGAAGUGAAGUUCAGCAGGAGAUGUUACGUUUUCCUAAGUUGUAUGAACGAAUUGUUGACGUAGUGACCAUUUUACUUCGACGCCGUUUGCCUACUACUAAUAUAAUGGUGGAAAAUCUAGUCGCCAUCGAAUUAGCUUAUAUAAAUACUAAACACCCGGAUUUUUAUAAGGAAAUUGCGGUUGUGCCCUCGAUGAUCAAGUCUGGCAAUACUAAUCGUCCAGAACGUCCUAAAUCGAUGUAUGUUAAGUCUUCUCCUAAGGAGCACAAUGAUACGGUGCAAAGUAGAGCACAGGUACAAGAUCAAGUUGAUUUCUUUAAUUAUCUCUUUCACAUCCUGCCUGGCACUAGUUACAAUGAAUUCGUCAGUGCUGUACAGAACCGAUCACCAUCACUACAUCAUAAUGAUAAAGAUGUAGUCCCUUGGAAUUCGUCACAUGACAAAAGAGCGGUACCGGAAACUAUAAAUGAAAAUCAUGUUGAAAGCUUACCCGAAAGCGUUUCAUCGGCAGAAGGUGACGUCCGAUCUCUUUUAAGCCCAGUUAAACCGGUCAACUUACUAGCGCAUGUUCCAUUUAGUAAUAAUUCAUUUAGGAAACUCUCAGAAAAUGAAGAGCACGAUUGUGAAAUUAUCGAGCGCCUUAUUAAGUCAUAUUUUUAUAUCGUUCGUAAAUCCAUACAGGAUACUGUACCAAAAGCUGUAAUGCAUUUCUUAGUGAAUUAUGUUAAGGAUAAUUUGCAGUCCGAAUUGGUUACUCAUCUGUACAAAGCAGAUAAUGCGGAUGAACUUUUGAAUGAAUCCGAACAUAUAGCACAAAGACGUAAAGAAGCGGCCGACAUGCUGAAGGCCCUGCAACGUGCGACACAAAUUAUAAGUGAAAUUAGAGAAACUCACAUGUGGUAAUUAAUUGUCAACCAGUAAUUUCUUCGCUAGUCAACAUGCAUCGCACCAAAUGCCAUCAUGUUAGUGAAAUAAUAUUGUACUUAGUUGAUCUAAUUUAUAAGAAUUUUUUUUUAUCAUGAAAUAAAAUUGUCACACUAUACUUACAUCUUUAAUUAAUAAAUUAUUGAUGUUAAAAUCGGCCAAUAUGUAUAAUUAUUGCGAACGCCAAUCCUCAGCCAAGCUCUGAAAAAUAAUUUGAUAACGUGACCUCAGCGGUCCAAGGUAAAACUUAUUAUGUAUUACCUUCAGUAUUUUUUUAUAAGCAUUUAAUUUUUUUGUACCGUACAUACGAAAAAAUGUAUGUAAGUAUAGUGCGACAAAAACAUCAGUUUAGUACACCUUGUUAAAUAAUCACCAGUAAAAAUUGAUCGCUGUUGUUAUAAGUUUGUACAGAUAUUACUCGCAUGAUUGUUGUUAGACAUCUCAUAUUCAAUGACUACAGUGGGUUUGUUAAAACUUUGGAAUCGAGUUUAAAGUUUUAGUUCCUGUUAAUGAUUCGUAGUAUUAUUUUUGAAGGAGAUGUAUUUGCUCGAUUCUUGUUUGAAAGUCAUAAAUACUAUAUUUGUGAGUUUCAGCUGUUGUGUGCUCUUUAAUAAAAAUUAUU
Photinus pyralis (common eastern firefly) is the source of this 3016-nucleotide messenger RNA. It is a transcript of the gene Drp1, whose product is annotated as dynamin-1-like protein. The record is from RefSeq and is a predicted model, not a curated record. Gene Ontology annotation, cellular component: mitochondrion; cytoplasm; microtubule. The transcript has 12 exons. Gene Ontology annotation, biological process: mitochondrial fission. Gene Ontology annotation, molecular function: GTP binding; microtubule binding; GTPase activity. NCBI's taxonomy places the organism in Eukaryota, Metazoa, Arthropoda, Insecta, Coleoptera, Lampyridae. Bases 133 to 2373 code for a protein of 746 amino acids.